Fomitiporia mediterranea MF3/22 is the source of this 3121-nucleotide messenger RNA. RefSeq names its product alcohol oxidase. The transcript has 3 exons. The record is from RefSeq and is a predicted model, not a curated record. Gene Ontology annotation, molecular function: flavin adenine dinucleotide binding; oxidoreductase activity, acting on CH-OH group of donors. The coding region runs from base 40 to 2127 and encodes 695 amino acids. Lineage: Eukaryota; Fungi; Basidiomycota; Agaricomycetes; Hymenochaetales; Hymenochaetaceae.
CCAACGCUACACUCUCCUCCCCUCCCCUUCCUUACCCUCAUGCGGGCGUUGUGCCUUGUCCUCGCCUCUGUAUGCUGCUCUGCCUAUGCCAGCUCCUCUUGGGACUUGCGCGACUAUCCCUAUCCAGACCACCGCUACGCCGCCCGCUCUCUUGAGCGCCGCUCGAUCAUUACCGAUGCUGACGUCCAGAGCUCAUAUGAUUUCAUAAUCGUCGGUGGUGGCACCGCUGGGCUUGUCCUUGCCUCUCGUCUGUCAGAGGACUCCAAUCACACAGUCCUCGUUCUUGAAGCAGGGGACACUGGUGAUGCCGUCCGCGACAUAAUUGAUACGCCAGGUGACACCUACUAUGACGGCCUCAUGGGCUCCUCUUACGACUGGUCCUUUACUACUUCCGCACAGUCCGGUGCUGCUGGCCGAUCUAUCAGCUGGCCCCGCGGCAAAGUGCUCGGCGGCUCAUCUGCCGUCAACGGCUUAUAUGCUGUUCGGCCUUCCAAGCUGGAAUACGAUGCUUGGGUCGGGAUGCUCGAAAACGCAACUGGUGCAAACGCGUGGGCUUGGGACACCCAAUUUGCCGCAUACAAGAAGAGCGAAACAUUUACUGCUCCUGAUAGCGGACUGGCAAAUGCGUUCACCUUGCAGUUCAACACUGACAGUCAUGGAACAAGUGGUCCCGUUGAUGUGUCAUGGCCUAGCUUCCAACUUCCUGUCGUUGGCAACUGGUCCUCGACGCUGGCAGCUGCGGGUAUCCCAACUAAUUCAGACCCUUACGGCGGCUCGAACCACGGUGCCUUCAUCGCACUUUCCGCAUUAAACCCGACAAACUCUACUCGCUCAUAUUCCAGGUCUGCGUACAUUGAUCCACUUCCGCCACGCUCGAAUCUUGCGAUCCUUCCAAAUGCGACCGUCACGAAGAUUGUUUUCUCUAAUUCGAAUUCGGGUAAUAUCACCGCAACUGGUGUGACCUACCAGCUAUCUAGCUCUAGUCCAGCACGCACCAUCUCGGUAAACAAGGAAGUUAUCCUAGCAGGCGGUGCGAUAGGCUCUUCGCACGUUCUCAUGCUUAGUGGUGUUGGGCCAUCGGACGUUCUCCAGUCGGCUGGUGUCAAUGUUGUACUCUCGCUUCCUGGCGUAGGACAGCACCUGCAAGAUCAUAUUGCUGCUGGUGUCUCAUUCACCACUACCGCGGAGACGGUUGCAGCUUUGCGCGACAGUGGCCGUAAUGAUCCUAGCUUCCUAGGCUACGUAAAUGCAGCGGAGGCAUAUAUCAACGUAUCCACACUCUUCGGAAAUGAACAGGCAACGACGUACCAGCAGAACGUUAAGGGCCAGAUUGACUCACUUGCGAACAGUCUUGUCCCGAGCAACGACGAUACCGUCAAAGCGGGUUACAAGGUCAUCUCGACGGCAAUCACCGACAACUUUAUGCUAAGCGAACUGGGCCAUGUCGAGUUGCUGCUAAGUGCGCAAGGUCAGAAGGGUCAACAGAGCCAGACUAUGAUGAUUCAGUGCGCUCUGCAGCACCCGUUGAGCCAAGGGCACAUUUACAUUACGUCGACGGAUCCGUUUGCGCCGCCAGUGAUUGACCCUGCAUAUCUUUCUCAUCCAUUCGAUGUCACUGCUUUGCGCGAGGGUCUUAAGUUCGCUCGCACGGUCGCGCAGACUCCGCCGCUUUCACAAUACUUCCCUUCGGAGACGUUCCCAGGCUCGAGCGUUUCAAGCGACCAGGACUGGGAGAACUGGCUCAAACAGAACAUUCAGACGGAAUACCACCCCGCAAACACCCUUGCUAUGCUACCACUCGAUAAAGGUGGGGUUGUCGACCCUAAACUACGGGUGUAUGGUACAAGCAACGUACGUGUGGCAGAUGCUAGCGUGUUCCCCAUACAAUUUGCGGCACACUUGCAGAUGAGUGUGUAUGCACUUGCGGAGACGGCCUCAGAGAUAAUAAGAGCAGAAUGGAACGGUGGAAUCGCUCCGGGAGAUUCGUCCAGUGGAACAGGGACGAGUACUGGUGCGUCCGCGACCGGGACGUCGUCACAACAGAGCGCAAAUGCCGCAUUGCACACGAAGCCCGUUUUUGCAUAUACUUGUGCUUUAAUUGCACUUAGCGCUGCUCUUGCUCUGUAGAACACCUUUUCGCCAUACCUCUUCGUUUCCUUCGUACCCUCACUUAUUACGUGCAAUCUUCUUCCUCCUGCAUUUACACUUGGGACCCGGGUUCAUUCUGAUACCAGACUUUACAAGUUACCCCUUUCUUAUUUUACGAUCACUCGGACUUUGGACUCAUAGUAGCCUACCUUGAACAAAUCUUAUUGUCCGUGUCUUUCUAUUCUUAUCCCAUCAUUUGCCUUUGUACGACCUGGUGUUCAUCCUUCCUCCUUUCCCUUUUACCAGUCAGUAAUGGCGUAAAGACACGGCGCCAGGACCGCAUUCACAUAUCCUUACUUGCCCAGGUCACCCUUUAACGGACUCUUCAUCCUUUCCUUCACAAUAAUAUAAUACCGACCAAAUUAUCGAUUCGCUCGUCCUGAUUGACGUCCACUCUCUUUCAACUACGAUCUCUUUCCAACAAGUCCCACUCCGCUCCUUUCACUCACUAUCCUUUGAAAUCAAACUGAGGACAGGUCUGAAAUUACUAAUGUUAACAACGACUGAGUUGGAUUAAGCCUGUAUCAGUGUAGCGUAGACUUGUAUUGAAAAGAAAUAACGAGUCCUUGCGCCGACAUCUUGCAUGGACUAAGGUACAUAUCGCAUACCCUUGAAGGUCUAGUUACCUGACAACCGGGAGGGCAUGAAAACGGCUCCCGAGCUGCAUGACACAUUCGGUACUCCGAGUCGGUUCCCCGUGAGUCGGGCCAGGAAGGAACAUUCAUGUUCCGAGUGUGCGAUGUCGGUUGUUUCGUCUGAAAUAGAAUACUUUGUGUCCAUGUUAAUCUCUCACACAUGGACAUGAAUCACCGUACUCGUAUAAUCUCGGAGGAUUUGCCCCUGAGAUGUCGUGCAAGUUCUCGAACGUUUGCUUCUCUUCGAUUCCAUGCAAAUGGGAUCGACUGGUGGCCGAAGAACGCGGGUACAUAUAUUUUUUCAUGCAUGGAAGUUUGGCAGACAAUAUUACUUUCAG